Molecule: messenger RNA, 1078 nt
Organism: Vigna umbellata (rice bean)
Lineage: Eukaryota; Viridiplantae; Streptophyta; Magnoliopsida; Fabales; Fabaceae
Source: RefSeq, a predicted model, not a curated record
UUUUUGUUCAGUGCCAUUCUUCGUAAUCUCUAUCUUCCUUCUUCAUUCUGCAUUCUGCAUUCUGCAUUUUUCAUUCUUCAUUCUUCAUCCUUCAUACUCCACUCAUGGCUACACUCACCAACAAUUUACUAUUCAAAUCCCCCGUCUCCCUUUCCCCACACCCAAAGCUUCUUCCUCUUCUUUCUCAUGCCUCUACUCUUCCUUUUCUACCCAAAAUACCAUCACGGAUAUCAACCACCCCCAACUAUAAUCGGUCACCGUUAAUCCCCAGAGCCACGGCGGCUCCAGGCGCCAAGAAAGCAGAAAAGAAAGAGAGAGUUCAGCGGGUGCACAGCAUCGAGGAGUUUGAUUCGGCGCUUGAGUCCGCCAAAGAGAGGCUGGUGGUGGUGGAGUACGCGGCCAGCGACAGCGAGGAGAGCAGCCAGAUAUACCCUUUCAUGGUGGAGCUGAGCCGCAGCUGUAGCGACGUGGAGUUCAUCCUGGUAAUGGGGGACGAGUCGGCUCAAACAAAGGAGCUCUUGAAGAGAGAGAAGGUGGAGAAUGUGCCUCACUUCAGCUUCUACAAGAGCAGGGAGAAGAUCCACGAAGAGGAAGGCAUCGGUCCAGACAUGCUGGUGGGUGACGUGCUGUACUACGGGGACAGCCACUCGGCGGUGGAGCAGCUGCACAGCGUGGAGGACGUUCAGAAGCUCAUAGAGGAUCACAAGGUGGACCACAAGCUCAUCGUGCUGGAUGUGGGACUAAAGCAUUGUGGACCCUGCGUGAAGGUUUACCCCACGGUGGUUAAGCUGUCCAGGCAAAUGGACUCGGUGGUGUUCGCUCGGAUGAACGGGGACGAGAACGAAAGUUGCAUGCAGUUCUUGAGAGACAUGGAAGUAAUUCAGGUCCCCACUUUUCUGUUCAUCAGAGACGGCAACAUCGAGGGCAGGUACGUCGGUUCCGGCAAAGGGGAGCUCAUCGGCGAAAUUCUCAGGUACCAGGGUGUUCGUGUCACUUAUUAAUUUUAAUUUCUCGAUCAUUCAGUACAUAUGUAAUGCAUGCUUAGCUAUCUGUGUUGUCAAGUUCAUUUCAAGAGACA